Cervus elaphus (red deer) is the source of this 1466-nucleotide messenger RNA. RefSeq names its product Rac family small GTPase 3 (gene RAC3). NCBI's taxonomy places the organism in Eukaryota, Metazoa, Chordata, Mammalia, Artiodactyla, Cervidae. Gene Ontology annotation, biological process: small GTPase-mediated signal transduction; motor neuron axon guidance; establishment or maintenance of cell polarity. The coding region runs from base 508 to 1086 and encodes 192 amino acids. Gene Ontology annotation, cellular component: cytoskeleton; plasma membrane; cell projection. Gene Ontology annotation, molecular function: GTPase activity; GTP binding; protein kinase binding. The record is from RefSeq and is a predicted model, not a curated record. The transcript is spliced from 6 exons.
GGAGGGGAUGGGGUGGGGGGGGGGCGCAGAGGGCUGCCAGCUUUGAGGGUCUCUGGUGAUUGACAGCAAACACCCGAGUUUUCAGCAGCUGCCUUUUGGUUGGAGGGUAGGUGGGCCCUGGGGGUGCUCUGCCUCGAAGAAACCCUGUGCCUAUCGACCACAACCUGUCCAGGUGGGUGGGAGCCGCCUGCCUGCGCUGCCCUCACCCCAUGAAGUGGGUCACAGGGAACCGGGGAGGGCCUGCCCGGGCUCAGACUCGCUAAGGGGUUCGUUGUGUCCCGCCCCUCACCAGAUUUCUCUGGAAAGCGCGUCGGCCCGGGUUCGGGGCUGGUCCGCGCCCCCCGCCCGCCCUGCCGGCCGCGCUCGGCUGUCUCCGCGCCCGGCGCUCGUCAGCGCUCGGCUGUCUCCGGCCCCUCGGCUCGGCGCUCGGCUCGGGUCCGCGGCCGCUGCGGCGCCGGGCAUUUCUCCGCAGCUCGGCUCGCGGCCGCGCCCGCCCGGCCCGCGCCCAUGCAGGCCAUCAAGUGUGUGGUGGUCGGCGACGGCGCCGUGGGGAAGACCUGCUUGCUGAUCAGCUACACAACCAACGCCUUCCCCGGAGAGUACAUCCCCACAGUUUUCGACAACUAUUCUGCGAAUGUGAUGGUGGAUGGGAAGCCCGUCAACCUGGGGCUGUGGGACACCGCCGGGCAGGAGGACUACGACCGCCUGCGGCCACUCUCCUACCCCCAAACUGACGUCUUCCUGAUCUGCUUCUCCCUGGUGAGCCCAGCCUCCUUUGAGAAUGUUCGAGCCAAGUGGUACCCAGAGGUUCGGCACCAUUGCCCGCACACGCCCAUUCUCCUGGUGGGCACCAAGCUGGACCUUCGUGACGAUAAGGACACCAUCGAGCGACUGCGGGAUAAGAAGCUAGCGCCCAUCACCUACCCCCAGGGCCUGGCCAUGGCCCGAGAGAUCGGCUCUGUCAAGUACCUGGAAUGCUCAGCCCUGACCCAGCGGGGCCUGAAGACAGUGUUCGACGAGGCCAUUCGGGCUGUGCUCUGCCCGCCCCCUGUGAAAAAGCCAGGGAAGAAGUGCACGGUCUUCUAGAGCCCCCACUUCCGGAAGAGCAGCCCUCCCUGCCUGUAUCUGUUGUGUUGAGAUGUGUCCUUGAGUCCGCUGUGGGGGAGUGGUGGGGGUGGGGAGGGGGAAGAAGCAUGGGGAUGAGGCUGCUGCUCCCGGGGCAAUGCGGGGGCCAUGGGGGUCCUGUCUGCUCUGCCUCGUCUUCGUAGAGGUGCAGCUCCAGCCUCCCCUGGCCCCCACGGGAGGCUGGAAGGGAGCAGGGUCUCCCUCAGGCUGUAGGGGCGGGUCCGGGGCAGCCCCAGGAUGGGCUUCCCUGAUGGGGGAGUUUGGGGGGGGUGGGUUCUGUCCUUGUGCCCCAGGAUGGGGCAGCCCCUUCUUAUUUUAUACAAUAAACCUUCUUCAUCAUC